AGAGCCAGCAAUUUUCUGAUGCAAUCCUCUCGGAGCGGCGUGGGCUAAAGUGAAAGCAGAAUUACUUUACUAAAAUUUUCCGCAUGUUUUAUGUCGCUUAAGUUUGUGAAAAGCAAAGUUUUCUUCAUUCAAGACGUGGACGUUCUACAAUCAGAAAAAUGACGGAAGAAGAUUCGGUAUUUGAUCCAACCCUAAAGAAAAAGAAAAAAAAGAAGAAGACUACCUUUGACAUUGAUGCUGCUUUUAAUGAAGGAGGCAGUAGUGGUGAUGCAGCUGAGAAUGUUGUUGACAAAGAAAAUCAAGAGCCUGAAUCAAUAGUCAUCGAAGAUGAAGAGGCACUUGAUUUGGAAAGUUUUGGGAAAAAAAAGAAGAAAAAGAAGGCAUUUAACUUAGAUGAACUAGAAGCCACUUUACCUGAUAUCAAGAAGGAGGAACCUGUCGAGCAACAAAUUGAGGAAAUUGUUGUGGAUGAUGACUUUGACUUAGAUAUGGAUUUCUCAAAGACAAAAAAGAAGAAAAAAAAGAAGAAGGAUCUUGAUGAAUUAGUGGCUGAAGAAGAACGCAAAGAAAUUGAAGACAAGGAAAAUGUGGAGGAACCGAGUUUGUGGGUGGGCUCGGAUAGAGACUAUACGUAUGAUGAGUUAUUAGUUAGAGUGUUUAACAUUAUGCGAGAGAAGAAUCCUGACAUGGUAGCUGGUAAGAAACAAAAGUUUGUCAUGCGUCCACCACAAGUGGUACGCAUUGGAACGAAGAAAACGUCUUUCGCCAACUUCACCGAGAUUUGUAAAACGUUGCAUAGACAGCCGAAACAUUUACUGGACUUUUUGUUGGCCGAGUUGGGUACAAGUGGCUCGGUCGAUGGUAAUAGUCAGUUGAUUAUCAAAGGUCGUUUUCAACAGAAGCAAAUAGAAAAUGUUCUUAGGAGAUAUAUCAAGGAGUAUGUUACAUGUCACACGUGUCGCUCACCAGAUACGAUUCUUCAAAAGGACACUCGGCUUUUCUUCUUGCAAUGUGAGACAUGUGGUUCGAGAUGUUCUGUUGCUAGCAUUAAGUCUGGAUUCCAGGCUGUCACAGGGAAACGCGCUGCUAUUCGUGCAAAAACUGCCUAAGCAAUUUUUACCUAAGAAAAUGCUAUUGCAAAUAAAAUACUAUAUAAAUAAACGAUACAAAUGAUUACAUCUCGAAUUAA
Molecule: messenger RNA, 1189 nt
Organism: Linepithema humile (Argentine ant)
Lineage: Eukaryota; Metazoa; Arthropoda; Insecta; Hymenoptera; Formicidae
Gene: eIF2beta
Product: eukaryotic translation initiation factor 2 subunit beta
Biological process (GO): translational initiation; formation of translation preinitiation complex; formation of cytoplasmic translation initiation complex
Cellular component (GO): eukaryotic translation initiation factor 2 complex
Molecular function (GO): mRNA binding; translation initiation factor activity; translation initiation factor binding
Source: RefSeq, a predicted model, not a curated record